Molecule: messenger RNA, 1035 nt
Organism: Lathyrus oleraceus (garden pea)
Lineage: Eukaryota; Viridiplantae; Streptophyta; Magnoliopsida; Fabales; Fabaceae
Product: transmembrane ascorbate ferrireductase 1
Exons: 4
Coding region: 202-900 (232 amino acids)
Molecular function (GO): oxidoreductase activity
Source: RefSeq, a predicted model, not a curated record
AAAGCGCGACGUGGCGAGCAUCCAGUUAUAAAACAAAAAAUAUUAUUGGAUAAUGAUCGUUGGGCUAGAAGGGUAGUCAGAUGACCUGUACUUCCACACACCGUAUAUCUUAACAACUACACCGACGAAACUCGUGUCAGAGUGCGCCUUUAUCUUCCCAGAAUCUUCUCCCAACAACAACAACACCAAUAACCGUUGAAGAUGGCGUUGGGUGUACCCGCCGUUCCGUUCACGUACGUUGUUCACCUUCUCGGUGUUGUCGCCGCCGUGUUGGUGUUGGUCUGGAACUUCCAUUUCAGAGGUGGUUUGGCUUGGAGUUCUACCAACAAGGCUCUCAUCUUCAAUCUUCAUCCUGUUCUUAUGCUUAUUGGCUUAAUAAUAGUUGGAGGUGAAGCGAUUAUAAGUUACAAAUCUCUUCCCUUGAAGAAGGAAGUGAAGAAAUUGAUACACCUUGUUCUCCACGCGAUUGCGUUAAUACUUGGAAUAAUUGGAAUUUGUGCUGCGUUCAAGAAUCACAAUGAAAGUGGGAUUGCCAAUCUGUACAGCUUACAUUCAUGGCUUGGAAUUGGGGUUAUUUCCUUUUAUGGCAUUCAGUGGAUAUUUGGGUUUGUGGUAUUUUUCUACCCUGGUGGGAGUUCAGAGAUAAGACGUGAGUCAGUUCCAUGGCAUGUGUUAUUUGGGCUGUUUGUGUAUAUUUUGGCUCUUGCGACUGCUUCUCUUGGGUUUCUGGAGAAGCUGACAUUCUUGGAGAGUUCAGGAGUUGCAAAAUAUGGUUCUGAGGCUUUACUUGUGAACUUCACUGCAAUAAUCACAAUCUUAUUUGGUACAUUUGUUGUAUUAUCUGCCAUAUCUCAAGCUCCACCAGCUGCUGAUGACUACGCACCCAUAUCAGUUGAUUAAAGUAAUGUUUGCGGUUGUUGGUUUGUACUUGGGACUAAGGGAAUUUCAUAAUUUGUUUAUAUGGUUGGACUCAGUAUGUAUUUCAUCUUUAAUAGUAUCCAUCAAACUUGAAAAUUAUAUGUUGGUUUUGGAUUA